This is a messenger RNA of Megalobrama amblycephala (Wuchang bream), 349 nucleotides long. The record is from the annotation of a RefSeq genome assembly. Lineage: Eukaryota; Metazoa; Chordata; Actinopteri; Cypriniformes; Xenocyprididae.
AUGAACCUAAUCAUAACCAUCCUCACCAUCACAGUAGCCCUAUCCUCAAUCCUAGCAAUCGUAUCCUUCUGACUACCUCAAAUAAAUCCGGACGCAGAAAAACUAUCCCCCUAUGAGUGUGGAUUCGACCCACUUGGAUCCGCCCGACUACCCUUCUCACUACGAUUCUUCCUAGUAGCAAUCCUGUUCCUCCUAUUUGACCUAGAAAUUGCCCUCCUUCUCCCCCUGCCAUGAGGAGACCAACUCCACAAUCCCACCGGAACAUUCUUUUGAGCCGCUACAGUCCUAAUCUUAUUAACCCUAGGACUAAUUUACGAAUGAACCCAGGGCGGCCUAGAAUGAGCAGAAU